UGCCCGCCGAUCUCCGUCGCCCACAGCCUCUGGAUGGAUGAGUAUGCCCUAUCCGAAAUAGGGUCCGAAUAUCAAAUAUCAGUCAAUAUCAUCGUGGACUUGGACUCUACAGGUGUGAAUCUUCUCAAUGACCUUGAACACCAGUUCAAAAGACUUGAGAAGAUUGAGAUUAUUGUGCAGGAGGCAGAGAAACGGAGAUGCCCUAACAAGAAAGAUUUUGACAACUGUGGUUUAUUGGUCCAAACAUUGACCAACUGCAGGACCUGUGAAAAGGAGAAGACCAUUUGCGCUGGAGGAUCUCCUGGAAAUCAAGAAUACUUUGACAAGUGCACCUGCGUAUGCACCCAGAACAAAUGUUUCGAUUUAAAGUCCGAAGAUGAAUGCACUCCGUGCAAAGAUAUGACAUCACAUCUUGCAGAGGUUAUAGACUGUGGAGAGAGAAAUAUUACAGUUACAGAAGAUCACGAUGUUCUCCUUGCCUGUAACUUAGAAUGGUAUCCGAGGCUUGAGGACGGAUAUACAAACACUUUCAGUAAGACUACUCAUCCUAGACGAAGGGUAACUGAGGAUCCUUAUAUUGAGCUGAAAGAAAUUCAGAAAUAUGAAGCUGGCCAAUACAUAUGUACCACCAUUCUUAAUUCUGGUGUGCCAAUCGCUAAAUUUACUUAUAACGUGAAAGUUGGCAGCGGAUUAGGAGCAGUAACUGGAAAAUACGAGCUUGUGCCAACACUUCCCGCAGAGACAGAGAUGACAACCUCCGAGCCACUAGCUGAGGAUCCCACACUUAUGUUACCCGACAUUGCAGCAUAUGUAGCUGGUGCCAUCACCUUAUCACUGUUCGCUGGCCUAGGUAUCUUCAUGUACUUAAGAAAAACAAAAAAGGCUAAGAAUAUCUCGCCAGUGUAAAGGCUUUAAGAUCAUGUGGCCACACAAAAAAAAAUAAAGAAGAAAAAAAAGAUGAAAAAAAAACCAAAGAAAAAAUAAAUAAAAAACCACAGAAAACUUAAAAAAAUAAAUGUUUC
Molecule: messenger RNA, 1022 nt
Organism: Hyla sarda
Lineage: Eukaryota; Metazoa; Chordata; Amphibia; Anura; Hylidae
Exons: 12
Coding region: 34-906 (290 amino acids)
Biological process (GO): heterotypic cell-cell adhesion; fusion of sperm to egg plasma membrane involved in single fertilization; sperm-egg recognition
Cellular component (GO): acrosomal membrane; plasma membrane
Molecular function (GO): protein binding involved in heterotypic cell-cell adhesion; signaling receptor binding
Source: RefSeq, a predicted model, not a curated record